Messenger RNA from Oncorhynchus tshawytscha (Chinook salmon), 2569 nucleotides. Its product is annotated as TRAF3-interacting JNK-activating modulator. NCBI's taxonomy places the organism in Eukaryota, Metazoa, Chordata, Actinopteri, Salmoniformes, Salmonidae. The record is from RefSeq and is a predicted model, not a curated record. The coding region runs from base 178 to 1728 and encodes 516 amino acids. The transcript has 13 exons.
GUUUCUCUCAUUUCCUGUUCUGAGAGUGAGUAUGUGACAGUUACUGAAUUCAAAGACAACAGAGGAGGAGAAACGAUAGAGGAGACAUCAGGCUGCUGGGUUCUUUGAACAUUUUCAGAAUCUGAUGGAAGGAUACUGUCUUAUUCUGAAUCCUGCAGUUGAAGUUCAUCCACCAAAAUGGAGAUCCAAAAAGACCUCAGGAUGAGACGACCUCAGAUGGAGAGUUACGACCAAAAGCUGGAACAACGGGCAGCAAAACAUGAGUUCUUGAGAGAUCGCAACAAUGUGACGACAUGUCGCAGCCCAGGACACAAGCUGGAGGCAGACUGGAAGAGUGAGAUGCAGCAGAAAAGACAGAUAGAGUUCCAGAGAAGGAGACAGAUUGUCCAGGCUGCCACUCAUCAGGCUGAUGAAAAGCAGUCAAACAAGGAGACCAAAGUCACGAUGAGGACCAACAGGCAGAGAGUGCCUCUCAUACACAGACAGUCCCUCAUAUCAGCAGAGGAUCUGGGGAUCACCUGGCCAGACGUACACUCCAUCGGGAAGGCGACAUGGAUCACCUCACCACCACUGCAUGGGGCAGGAGGGAAAAACAAAAUAGGGCAGCUCCACUCUGACGUCUCACAGAUAUUCCCUCAAACACCACAGCAGCCCUCACUGAGGAAGAGUAUGGAUAUCAGAGAUAAAGUAGUUAAACAGGACCAGAGUGGCCUAGUAAUGUUAACCAGACAGCUCCAACAAAGGAAUGCCUGCUGUCAGACAGAGCAUGGCUAUAGCACUGUGAAGGAGACAGACAUUGUUCAACUCUCUGAGUAUCUACAGGAGGCUCUGCGGCGAGAGGAUUCUCUGAAACAGAAGCUGUCUCUACUGCAGCACACCACCUCUACUCUACUGCUCUCACAUGACAAUGUUUGGAAGGUCUGUUGCAAAGAGGACAAGAUGAAGGGAAAGAUUGGGGCACUAGAGUCACAGCUGAAGAUCUGUGUGCAGAGGCUGUCCAGGGAUGGAGCCAAGAAGCUGCUGCUACAGUCGGAGCAGCAGAGGCAGGAGCUGGAGGAGAUGGCCGUGGCCUCACUCCAGAGGGUCACUGACCAAAAAAACAAGGCCCAGGACAGAGCUCACAGCCUGGAAAUGGCACUGCAGACUGCCCAGGUUGAGUCAUCACAGUGCCGAGAGCGCUAUGAAGAGGAGAGGAGGAAAUGCACCCAGCUGAGGACGUCUCUGGUGCAGAACAUAGACCAUAUAAACCUAUUACAGAGCCAACUAGAGAAAGUGAUGGGACAGGAUGCAACUCUGGAGAGUCAGCUGCUGCAGCACCGACACACUGAGGCUGAGCUCCACCUCAAGAUCAACCUCCUAGAGGACAACCUCCACACCUGCAGGACACAACUAGAGACAUGGAGACAGCAAGACACCAUGAAACAGCAGGAGAUUGUCAGAGGACAGCAACAGGACUCCAUAGAGCAUUCAUUGGAUGAGCAGUUUCAGCCAGCCAUGUCACACCCCAGCAACAAGAAACAAAGCAUGAUGGAAGCCAAUGUCAAAAGGAGAGAGAGACGUUGUCAUCCCUGGUUCAUCCUGACCCUGUUCGUGGUAGUCAUGAUGGUGGCCAUUUUGACAUUGUUACUGGCCAAUAUCCCCACGACAAAUCAGCUGUGGGACCUUUACCAAGUACUACAGGAACACACAGAGAAGUACCUCUAUGACAUUACCACAGCAUUGCUAUAGGCCCAUAUGACAAGACCUGGGAACUGAUCAAACCUCUGAAGAACUUGCUCUAAAAGGUUUGGGAAAUACAGUAUGUUCUAUGUAUUUUUACAUCACACUGGAUACAAUUUUUUUUUUGCCAUCGUAAAUAUCUUUGCAUCUUGAAGUCAAUUUGUAUUCAUAACCAUGCGUUAUGGUUACUGCCUCUUGUUCAUGCUUACUUGUGGUAUUCGCUCAGUCAAAUACAUGUCCUCAGUAUAGUUGACACAUUUGCCACUUAUAACUGGACAGUAAAACAGACAUUUUAAAUAACUGACCGCUUUGCUAAUUUGACAUUUUUAUUUCAAAAAAAGGAAAAUACAAAUCAUUAGAGGGAAAAAAGAGUUGAGAUCCUUUCUAACAUUAAGAGCACACCCCUUAUACUAUUUUCAUAGGCCAAAACAAAUAGAUUAAAUUCCAUAUAAUGAUAAGUGUAGGAUAUACAUCUGGAAAAUCAUCAACAUUUAAAUGAUUUUCUCUACUAGUAUCUUUAAAUGAUCUUCACAAAAAACUAAGUUAUAGUAAACUGUUCACAUACCUAGCAAGACCAGUUAGAAUCACAUGAAGGAAUGGAUCUCAACAGUCAUGGGCGGUAGGUAGUCUAGCAGUUAAGAGCGGGGAGCCAGUAACUGAAAGGUCGCUGGUUCAAAUCCCGAGCAGAGUAGGUGAAAAAUCUGUUGAUGUGCCCUUGAGAAAGGAGCUUAUCCCUAACUGCUCCUGUAAGUCGCUCUGGAUAAGUGUCUGCUAAAUGACUUAAAAUGCAAAUGUCACAAUGCUACUUUUUCUUUAUAUUGUUUAUAAUAAACUGAUAACUUAAAGUACA